Chrysemys picta bellii (western painted turtle) is the source of this 1589-nucleotide messenger RNA. The record is from RefSeq and is a predicted model, not a curated record. Lineage: Eukaryota; Metazoa; Chordata; Testudines; Emydidae.
GGGGCUGGGAGCCAGGACGCCUGGGUUCUAUAUUCAGCCCUUCCGCAGUGUUUGUACUGUGGGCUAGUUUUUUUUGGUUUCACUUUCAGUCGAGCCCUGAGGGGAGCGGAGAUGAUGCCCUGCGAUGCUGGGAUCCAGAUUCGGUUUGGGAUUCGGAUCCUGGCCUUGAUUCGGAUCCCGGCCUUGAUUCGGAUCCUGGCCUUGAUUCGGAUCCCGGCCUUGAUUCGGAUCCCGGCCUUGAUUUGGAUCCCGCUCUUGGUCCUGCUGAUCAGCGGAGGUUUUUGGCUGCUUCACCCCAGGAGGAUCCAACUGAGGCAGCCCCCGCAGGGCACCCCUGACCCCAGGCCCGGCCCUGUGGAGCUGAGCGACGGGACCUUCACCUUCCGCUUGGAUUUCGCCGCCUUCCGGGCCGAGUUCCCCCAGCUGCAGAGCUACCAGUGCCAGGAGCGGAUCCCAGGGGACGGGGUUUGCACCGGGCCUCCAGGGCCGCCCCUGCUGCUCCUGGCCGUGAAAUCCCACCCAGCGUCCAGCGCCAGACGGGCCACCGCCCGCCGCACGUGGGCCCAGCCCAGGGUCCUGGGGGGCUACCGGGUCCGACCCGUCUUCCUCGUGGGGGUGUCCCCCGACCCCCGGGACAUGGCCCUGCUGGAGUGGGAGAGCGGGGAGUUUGGGGACGUGGUGCUGUGGAAUUUCACCGAGAGUCACCACAACCUGUCGCUCAAGGAGCGCUGCUUCCUGCACUGGGUGGGGGCGCACUGCGGGCAGGCGGAUUUCAUCUUCAAAGGGGACGAUGACGAGUUUGUGAACCCCCCCGCUAUGGUGGCCUACCUGAGCCAGACGCCCAACGCCUCCCACGUCAUCCACGGCAACAUCCAGCGCCAUGCAGUCGUGAUGAGAGGGGGGAAAUAUAACGUCUCCCCCGCCCUGUUCCCCCAGGACAAAUACCCCUUCUUCCCCUCCGGGGGCGGGUUCAUCAUGCCCAGGGCCAGUGUCCCGGCCCUGGCCGUGGCCUCCGAGCGCAUCCCCGUCUUCCCGCUGGACGACGUCUACUUCGGCUUCCUGGUGCUGGCUGCCGGGCUGCGGUACCGGCACGAUGACCGAUUCCGGGUCUUUGGCAUGAAGGACGAGCAGUGUCUGUACGCGGAGGCCUUCGUGGUGCACGGGGUGUCGCUGGGCAGGGUGGAGGAGGUGUGGAAGGGAUUGUACGAGGAGCAACAGUGCAAUGGGAUGGGGCCUCUCCCCUCUUAGAGGCGCAGGGAAGGGGGCAGGGACUUGUCCCUUCUAGGGGGCACUGGCUCCCACCCCGGCCCCAGGGCGGGGACUGGCUGGUUCCGGGGGGCAGGGAAUGGGGCCAUAGGGGAGUGGCUGGGUGAGUGUGAUGCUCUGUACCUCGGGGGAACACCCAGGUCCCCAUGUUCAUGGUUGUAAAAUGAUUGUGUGGUGUCCAAUGCUAACCCACCACCUAUCCAGCACCCCUGCUCCUUGUCCCCUAAGUGCCCCCCCUGGGACUCCAGCACCUAUCCAACCCCUCUGCUCCUUCUCCCCUGACUGCCCUGACCCCUAUCCACACCCGCGCCCCCUGACAGGCC